AAGGUGAGGUCAACCCAACAAUGAUACACAGCCAUUUUUGUUCAACCAACCCUGCCACUCCGCCAGUGCCAGUAGGCAAAUAACAAACAUAUCACAAAUAAAAAAAUGGGAUGACUUUACAAACUUGCCACCUUCUUCUUCUGCUAUCCUAAAGAGGGAUUCUAGAGAGCGAAACAGAAGGUGAGAGAGAUGGGUUGUGGGAAUUUCUUCUUCACCCUAGUGGUAACCUUCUCAGUAGCCCUCAUCACAUACAACAUAAUCAUCUCAGCCAAUGCUCCUCUCAAGCAGGAAUUCCCCGGCAAUCCAUCUUCUUCAUCAUCAUCAUCAUCAUUUUCAUCAUCAUCGAGAGGGUUCAUCUCAGUGGACCCCAUCAUCAAGAUGCCAAAUGACAGAUCAAGAACCAGUUCAGCCAAGAAGAGGCUGUUCCACACAGCAGUCACAUCCUCCGACUCUGUGUACAAUACAUGGCAGUGUAGGAUCAUGUACUACUGGUUCAAGAAGUUCAAGGAUGGACCCAAUUCUGAGAUGGGUGGCUUCACAAGGAUCUUGCACUCUGGGAAGCCUGACAAGUUCAUGGAUGAGAUCCCAACCUUUGUUGCUCAGCCUCUCCCAUCUGGUAUGGAUCAGGGUUACAUAGUUCUCAAUAGACCCUGGGCAUUUGUACAAUGGCUUAGACAAGCAGACAUUAAAGAAGACUACAUAUUAAUGGCGGAGCCAGAUCAUAUCAUUGUCAAACCCAUACCAAACAUAUCUAAAGAUGGACUUGGAGCUGCAUUCCCUUUCUUUUACAUUGAACCUAAAAAGUAUGAACCUGUUCUCCGAAAGUUCUUCCCCGAGCAUAAUGGACCAAUAACCAACAUUGAUCCAAUAGGAAAUUCUCCCGUCAUUGUUGGAAAGGAAUCUCUUAAAAAGAUAGCUCCUACUUGGAUGAAUGUUUCCUUGGCAAUGAAGAAGGAUCCAGAAGCAGAUAAAGCUUUUGGUUGGGUCCUUGAGAUGUACGCUUAUGCAGUUGCAUCUGCCCUGCACAAUGUGGGUAACAUCUUGUACAAGGACUUCAUGCUUCAGCCUCCAUGGGAUACGGAAAUUGGCAAGAAGUUCAUAAUUCAUUACACUUAUGGAUGUGACUAUGAUAUGAAGGGUAAGUUGACCUAUGGAAAGAUUGGAGAAUGGAGAUUUGACAAACGGUCUUAUGAUAAAGUCUGGCCACCAAGAAACCUUCCAAUGCCUCCACCUGGUGUCCCAGAAAGUGUGGUUACUCUGGUGAGAAUGGUAAAUGAAGCCACAGAAAACAUUCCUAAUUGGGGUUCUUAAAUAAGAAGUCCGUGUAGAAAGCUCUGCAGUGACAAGGUACAGUUUUCGGCAGAUGGUGGAGCUAUACAGCCAUUAUUUAUAGUCAUACGAAAGCUUUGCAUGUGGUGCACUUCGAUACACAUAAACCCCUAUCAAUCGUUUAGAACCGUAUAAUUUGCUAAUGAAAAUGGGUUUUGUACCCAUCUGCGAAGUCUUUUUAGCCAUUAUAUACAUAGAGGGGCUUCCAUGAGCAUGAUGACUGGCUCUCAAAUAUUCACUUCUUAGACAGAAUUUAGUGCACUGCUGCUGAUCUUUGUAACGUCAUGUUGUUCAUAUCCCGAACUUGAGUUUCACUUCCUAUGAUGAUUGAUUUUGAUGCUAAUGUUGAAAUGACUUUUGCCAA
Cornus florida is the source of this 1693-nucleotide messenger RNA. Its product is annotated as hydroxyproline O-arabinosyltransferase 1. The transcript is spliced from 8 exons. Gene Ontology annotation, molecular function: glycosyltransferase activity. Lineage: Eukaryota; Viridiplantae; Streptophyta; Magnoliopsida; Cornales; Cornaceae. The record is from RefSeq and is a predicted model, not a curated record. The coding region runs from base 190 to 1311 and encodes 373 amino acids.